UCGCGGUGAUGUGGGCGGGAAAAUUUUGACAUCACACAAACAGCUGAAACCAAUCCGGUGAUUUCAAUCAUUUCUUUGGAUAUCUUCUUCAUAAAUGUCAUAAGCAAAGAUGAAUUGUGUUGUUGCUUUAGCACCGACCUACGCCGUGCCUCAUCUGUGCUACCGUUACUUUAUAUAUAAAUAUAUGUGUGUGUAGAGAUCGUACAUCAAACUUUUGAUCAAACUGUUUAAACAAAAACAAAUUCAAAAGAUACAAAAGAAAAAAUACAAAAACUACAUAACUCCCACACAUCUGUCUUCUUUCUUUCGUUCUUUCUUUCCUGCUUUCUUUUUUCUUUCUUUUUAUUUUAAGAAAAAAAGAACAAAGAAUAGACAUUUUUUUUUUUACACUGUCAGACCUCUGUCGAUUUUUAUUCCAUUCACUUGUCAAAGAACAUGUCAGUUUAAAACGACACUGAGAGAGAAAACUCUUCUCUGUUGGAAUUCGGAGCCAAUUCUUUGCCAUUACUUUCGAUCAUCGUCUUCAAAAUUAUUGGUUAUUGGUUGAAAGAAUGAAAGAAAACGAUGAAAAAAUAAAAUUCUUAAAAACUGCAGAAGAAAAAAAAAACUGUAACCAGUGCUUAAUUUUCUAAUUAGGAAUGGAUUUAAUUGCUUGGAUUACGUACAGUGUAAUAAGGAGACAUAUUUUAGAGGAUCGAUAUAGAACGGAAGGAACUAGAAUAACAAUAAGGAAACCGGACAUUAAUUAUUGAAGCAUAACAGCUGCUGGAAAGAUAUUACAGUCAUCUCUAGAGUUGGAAUUUAAAUGCUUGGUGAGAAGGUGAGUCGCUGGAUUUAAACCAACGUAUUUAUUAUCAUUCCAUCGUUUGAUAUUCGUAUAAAAUUCCUCUGGGGUAAUUAUUUCAUUAUAAUUUAAUCUCAGAAAAGCUACAAAAAUAUUCAUAACAAAAUCUAAAACGAAAAAUAUCUAUUUUCUUUAUGCAACUGUUUAUUUGUUUGAAGCAUUAUUUAAGUCAUGACUUCACCCUUUGUUAAAUUUAUAUCAACAAUGUUCUUUACUCCCGAAAGGACCUAUUUCUAUAUGUUUCUCUGUACUCUAAUUGGUUUUAUGUCGGCAACAAAUCUUUAUGAUAACAAAUACGAAACAAUUAUCUCUGAACUCAGUCAUGAACUCUUAUCUUCUGAAAAUAAUCUUCUUGUAGAUGUAUCGAAAGUUCUUUUUACCAUCUCUUCUUUGAAUAGUAAUUUCCCUUUGAUCAACAACCAACCGUACCAAAGUUAUUUAAGUAUCAUCAGAAGUUACUUCCACUUCAGAAAAUCCCUCCGUAAUGAAGCAACACCUUUGUCAGUUCAUAAAAAACGGAAUGGCUCCACUUGGCAUAAAAGAAUCCCUGAUAAGAGAAACCAGCAUAAAAGAUAUUCUUGUAUCUCUGCAAGGUUGUUAUAUCCUUUGAGAGACUUUGGUAAAAAUGUUGUGAUCCUUUCUUCCGGUUGUUCUGGGACACUUCUUUCUGCACAGUUUGUUCUAACUGCCGCCCAUUGUGUUCACAAUGGCAGAACAAGUUUUACAAAUCUACAAGUGAUAAUUCAAGAGACAAUAUUAAGCCGAAGAAUUCACUAUGUCAAACGCAUUACGGUACCAAAAGGUUGGUUACUAGUUGACAACUUGGUAGACACUGAACGAUAUAUGAAUGAUUAUGCUGUUUUAGAAUUGGCCGUAGAAGUAACUGGACGCAGAGAGUUUAUGAAAUUGAAGGCUCCGGACAGGAACACUAUGGCAUUUGAUAUGUAUUAUAUGGGGUUUACAUUUAAACAGGAACUGAAGUUCUCGAUUAACACAUGUCCAUGGGAAACCGGAAGAUUAUUCAUGAAUCAUAAUCUCAUUACAAGAGUUUGCGGAGCUGGCAGUGGUCAUUCCGGCUCAGCCGUAUUUACGUACAAUCAGCAAAAGGGUUUUCGUAUAUCGGGCAUUGUUUCGCAUGCCCGAAUGAUAAAGACGAACCAUGCCAACCGGUCAAAUGGUCAAUGGACGGUCAUUACAGCAUUGACAGAUUCCAGGAUCAAACACAUCUGUUCCAUCGUCCAAGCAGGGACGACUCGGAGUAGCGGAGGAUCGUGUGACCAACGACAAAUACAUUUAUUUUAUUGAUGAACGUUUCAACACUCGAGACAUUACGGAGCAGGUUUUUGGAUGUUCACAGCAUAAAUACAUAUAUGACAUUUAUACACACAGACACACAGACUUAUAGAUAUGUAAACGCACGCGCGCACACACACACACACACACACACACACACACACAUAUUCACUACUCACUGUGAUGUGCAUACAUACGUUUAAUGAAUACACUGUCAUGAAGAAGUAAAGGCGUGAAAAUACGUUUCAACUCGACAUACAUACAUACAUACAUACAUAAUAUAUACAUACAUACAUUCAC
Molecule: messenger RNA, 2437 nt
Organism: Octopus bimaculoides (California two-spot octopus)
Lineage: Eukaryota; Metazoa; Mollusca; Cephalopoda; Octopoda; Octopodidae
Product: serine protease 23
Biological process (GO): proteolysis
Molecular function (GO): serine-type endopeptidase activity
Source: RefSeq, a predicted model, not a curated record